AAAAAGAACCAACACCCAAAAUGCAAAGCCACACCUUGAAACAUCUAACAUGUCCAUGGCUUCUAAAAUUCCGCUCUGCUUCAUGCACUAUUGCCUCUCUCUCUUUCACUCAGCACCCACAACCAGAACAGCAACAAGAACAAACCCAAUACAGCAUAAACAACAACAACAAGAGCAAAAGUAACAGCAACAAGGGUGGUUCAUACUUUCCAAAGAGGGGGCAAGAACUUGAGCUGGUAUGUGAGAGCUUAGCUUUUAAAGGGAAAGGACUGUGCAAGGUGGCAGACACUGGCUUCAUUGUUCUGUGUGACCGUGUACUCCCUGGUGAGAAGUUUGUUGGCCGAGUUACACGCAAGAAAGGAAAUUACGCUGAGGUGACCAAGAUAAAGACAAUAUCUCCUCAUUGGGAUGCUGUGGAUGCCCCUUGUGAGUAUGCUUCAUACUGUGGAGGUUGUAAGACGCAAAACCUGUCUUAUGAGGCUCAACUUAGAGAAAAGGAACAACAAGUCCGUGAUCUGGUGGUACAUGUUGGAAGAUUUUCUGAUAAAGACCCAGAAAACUCUUGCGUUAUGAAGCCCAUUGUUCCCUGUGGUAUUCAAUUUAAUUAUAGAAAUAAGAUGGAGUUCUCAUUUGGUUCUAAAAGAUGGUUGCCUAAAGAAUCAUUUGAGAAAGGGGAUGGUGAAGUGAAUUAUGCACUAGGAUUACAUGCUCCUGGCUUUUUUGAUAAGGUUUUGAACGUUGACAAAUGCUUAUUGCAAAGUGAGCCUGCCAAUGUGGUCCUUGCUGCUGUCCAAGAUUGUUGGAGAGACUCACAAUUAGGUCUGUCUCCUUAUGAUGUCCACUCUCAUGCAGGAUUCCUCAAGCAUUUAAUGCUAAGAUCUGGAAGGGAUGUGAAGACUGGUCUGCCUGAACUCAUGGUCAAUUUCGUAACAUCUUCUUACGAACCAGACCUGCUGAAGCCGCUGGUUGAGAAAAUAUCUUCAAUUCCUGAAGUGGUUAGUAUUAUGAAUAAUGUCAAUUCUUCUGUUGGUAACACAUCUGUUGGGGAGGAGGAGCACACUUUAUAUGGGAAAUCUACCAUCACUGAGACCUUAAGAGGGCUUACGUUUCAAAUCUCAGCCAACUCUUUCUUCCAAACAAAUACUCACCAGGCAGAGGUUCUAUAUAAACUUAUUGAAGAUUGUGCUGGUCUCAGAGGAGAUGGCUCAGAAAUUGUGCUUGACCUAUUUUGUGGAACUGGCACCAUUGGCUUGACCCUUGCAAGAAAGGUUAAACAUGUUUAUGGCUAUGAAGUAGUUCCUCAAGCUAUAUCAGAUGCACAUAGAAAUGCCACAUUGAAUGGUAUUUCUAAUGCUAAUUUUGUCCAAGGGGACCUCAACAAAAUUGGUGAAAAUUUUGGCAAUGAGUUUCCAAAGCCCGACAUUGUCAUUUCAGAUCCAAACCGCCCUGGUAUGCAUAUGAAAUUGAUUAAGUUCCUGCUAAAGCUUAAGGCACCACGCAUUGUUUACGUAUCGUGUAAUCCAGCCACAUGUGCACGUGACCUUGAUUACCUUUGUCAUGGUGUGACAGAGCAAAAUAUUAAAGGAUGUUACAAACUCAAAAGCCUACAGCCAGUGGACAUGUUCCCUCACACUCCGCAUAUCGAAUGUGUUUGCCUACUGGAACUAUCUUGACCUUUGGCCGCAAUUAUCAUGUGCCAACCUUUCGAGCCUAGAUUUUGAUUCAUUGUCAAUCUCUCAAGCAAUUCUCCUUGCAUAUUCAUCCUAGCUGCUCGGUUGCUCGCAAACUUGGCAGCUGAUAGAUCAUUGUGGGAAAAUAUCUGGUGGCGUGAUUUUCAGCUAUGUCGUUAAUUUUAGUUUCAGUGUUUAUAGUUACCAGGAUAAAGAACUUGAUCAUUGUUGGUUGAUGGAGUUUGUUGAUUAAUGUUAAAUAAAUAGCUCGAGUUCCAUAUGGUUAGUCCAAAAUCCAAAUUUAUGCCCCAUUUGGACCUUCUUUGUUAUUCAACUUUUGUAACUUUAUUCAUGUACUGUGAGAGAAGUUUCAAAUAAAAUCUAAGUUUGAAG
Pistacia vera is the source of this 2063-nucleotide messenger RNA. RefSeq lists its product as uncharacterized. The transcript is spliced from 10 exons. NCBI's taxonomy places the organism in Eukaryota, Viridiplantae, Streptophyta, Magnoliopsida, Sapindales, Anacardiaceae. The record is from RefSeq and is a predicted model, not a curated record. Gene Ontology annotation, biological process: RNA processing. Bases 21 to 1673 code for a protein of 550 amino acids.